Messenger RNA from Geodia barretti, 909 nucleotides. The record is from the annotation of a GenBank genome assembly. Lineage: Eukaryota; Metazoa; Porifera; Demospongiae; Tetractinellida; Geodiidae.
AUGUCAACCGACAUCGCUUUCUCGCUCGGAGUGCUGGCAUUGCUCGGCACACGAGCGCCGCUGUCUCUGAAGGUUUUUCUGACCGCGUUCGCCAUCGUGGACGACAUAGGCGCAAUUACUGUUAUAGCGAUCUUCUUCACUGAGACAAUCAACUGGGUAAAUCUGGGAGUCGGUGUAGGGUUGCUAUUCCUGUUGGUCGCGCUAAAUGUAUCCGGCGUUCGCAACACCCUUGUGUAUUUUCUGGUAAGCGUAGUCAUCUGGGUCUCCUUCUUCGAGUCCGGCAUUCACGCCACCGUCUCCGGUGUACUCAUCGCAAUGACCAUUCCUAUGCGAGUCCGCAUUGAUCCUGAGCAGUUUGUUGCACGUGGCAGGACACUGAUGGACCUCUUUGAGCGCGAAGGCUCAGGCGGCGCUCGUCGCGAGACGCAGCGAGGCGUACUUGAGGAAUUAGAGGAUGCGUCUAAGGAGGUCGAGUCGCCACUUCAGCGCCUUGAACAUGUCCUGCAUCCGUGGGUAGCGUUCGCAAUUAUGCCCGUCUUCGCCCUCUCGAACGCAGGUGUAUCUCUGGGCGAAGGCGCCGCAGGAGCGCUUGCUUCUCCUGUCACGGUUGGCAUAAUUGUCGGACUUGUUAUCGGCAAGCCAAUUGGCAUAAUUCUAUUCGCGUGGAUUGCGGUCAAAACGGGGAUUGCAUCGCUCCCAAGAGAUAUUAGCUGGGUGCAGAUUGCAGGGGCCGCGCUGCUCGGAGGCGUCGGCUUUACGAUGGCUAUUUUCGUAACCGGAUUGGCAUUCACUGACGAGGCGCUGGUUUUGCAAUCCAAAUUGGCUAUUCUCAUCGCUUCGCUGGCUGCCGGCGCGCUUGGAUACCUCUUGAUCAGAUACAGCCGGGAUAUUGAAAGUAGAUUGGAGUAA